AUGACAAGAGUCAGCAUUAUCGUCUCCAUAUUGAGGCGGUUUUCUUCACCUUGUCCUUCUCCAAAAUUCAAUCCAAACAAGUUUGGUUCCUUGGAGCGCAGUGACAUCCGCGUUGAACGUCUCAAUUUCCCCAAGCCUCAUACAAACGAAUCACAGGACUUCCAGUUCCCUGUCACUAAGAGAAAAGUGAAAGAGCUCAGCGUUCCUAUAUCCUUAUCGAAAGGUAAACGGGAGCAGUUGGAAAAGUUACAGUCCAGGGAGCCACCUCCUCCUAGUCAUUUGUGCUAUGUUGAAUGUUCCCGACCGGAAUUCAAUCUUCUUGAAAGUAACCCGGGCACUAGUCAUGUAUUAUGCAGCACAUAUUGGGAGAAGAAUAAGUAUAGUGAUGACUGGUUUGUGAUCAAAAGAAGGACGAAGGACGCUCCUAGUCAAUUCGCAAAGUGGGAGAAUGCAUGGGAGCAUUAUGUUCCUGAUCGUCUUGACCCUUUAGUCCGAGAAGUUAUUCAGGAUCUUGGACUGAAAACGCCUACAUUUAUACAGACACAAUGCCUACAAGUAUUUCCGUCUCGGUAUCACAUUUUUAUAGCAGCUGAAACAGGUUCGGGGAAGACAGUAGCUUAUGGUGCCCCGUUACUCACUAGACUUCUGCAGAAAAAACGGAAAGGAUUACGGGAAAAAGCUGUCAUCCUUGCGGUUACUUCUUCACUGAAAGAGCAGACUUUCACUUUCCUAUCGAAACUUGCUUCCAAAACAGGUCUAGGAAUUUCGAUGUGUUCAUCGAACACGAUCUGCUCGGACGAUUGGGACGUUCUCGUGGGCACUCCUGGGAUGGUGGAAAAGUAUUUUCGACAACGCGGAAGCGCCUCUGAUAUAAAACACCUCAUAAUGGAUGAAGCCGACAUGAUUUUGGAUGAGAGCUUCACUGAUGUCCUCACCAACCUUUUUGCAUUAAUACCUGUGGCUAAUUCUGUCACGAACACCACAAACGCGGACGAACAGUGUGAUGGUGCUCGUGUCAUAUUCUGUUCCGCUUCAUGUCCAGAAGAGUUGGAGUGUCUUGCAGAUGGCGUGGUCGAUCGGCAAUGGCUUCGAUACAUCAAAAGUCCGAAACUGCAUUGUUUGUCCCAGAACGUUGAAAUGAGAUUUGUUCGGGUGAGAGAAAAAGACAAGAUCACUCGACUAACAACAUUGCUUUCAGAAGAUAUGAAAAGAGGUAAUCUAAACCAAACAAUGGUGUUUUGCAAGGAUCGCGCAACAGCUUCUUUCGUAUACCAAAAUCUGCAGUCAUCUGAGCUGAGUGUAACUUUGUGGCAGUCAUCCACGAUUCAUGAUGACACAUCUAGAAUAUUUAUAGCUACGGAUGCAGCAGCUAGGGGAAUCGAUCUUCCUCGCUUAAGCCACGUCAUAAAUUAUGAUCUAUCACGACACGCGGUCGACUUCCUACAUCGAAUAGGGAGAGUUGGACGACUAAGCUCGUCCUUUCUGGGUAGAGUUACCUCAUUUGUCAGGACGCCAAGCGAAGUUCGGUUAACAAACGCAAUUGAACUAGCUGCUCGUCUUGGUCGUCCGUUGUCGAACAUUGAAGCGGAUAUCUCAGGUCAGAUCAAGGCGUCACGCGAUGAAAAGGACUAG
This is a messenger RNA of Necator americanus (New World hookworm), 1632 nucleotides long. RefSeq lists its product as uncharacterized. Gene Ontology annotation, molecular function: nucleic acid binding; ATP binding. The transcript has 14 exons. Gene Ontology annotation, biological process: mitochondrial large ribosomal subunit assembly. NCBI's taxonomy places the organism in Eukaryota, Metazoa, Nematoda, Chromadorea, Rhabditida, Ancylostomatidae. The record is from RefSeq and is a predicted model, not a curated record. Gene Ontology annotation, cellular component: mitochondrion. Bases 1 to 1632 code for a protein of 543 amino acids.